Molecule: messenger RNA, 7167 nt
Organism: Clarias gariepinus (North African catfish)
Lineage: Eukaryota; Metazoa; Chordata; Actinopteri; Siluriformes; Clariidae
Gene: gon4lb
Product: gon-4 like b
Exons: 31
Coding region: 273-6656 (2127 amino acids)
Biological process (GO): regulation of DNA-templated transcription
Cellular component (GO): nucleus
Molecular function (GO): transcription coregulator activity
Source: RefSeq, a predicted model, not a curated record
GUGGUAUUAAAAUACAGAUAAUAGUGAUAUUACAUUCUAAUAUGAACCCCUGUGCAUUUUCAGGCCUGACAGUAACCCGACUGGAACUUCCUUCCGGUCCGUUGGCUCUGCUCUCCAUGGGUACUAGGUGCUCUCCUGUAGGGGGCGGUACUGUUUAUUUCAGCCGCUAGCUUUCGCGGAAGGAAAUGAUUGUAACACCCGCCAACUAUCGUUUUGUUGUGACUCGGGUUGCUAGCUACUGAUGGCUACUAAUACUGUCUUAAGGAAUCGAGAUGAAAAUGAGCCGGAAACGUAAGUCCAGCUCUCCAGAGCCUAUACAUGCAAGAGUUUCCAAGAAGGAACCAAGGUCUUUUGAAACCAGACAGACCUUCAGUCCAGACAAGAUUUUCACUCCCUACAAGAGAAAUGUCCCAAAAACAUCAUCUCCCAGAAGGCUUUCACCUAGAUUUAUGUGUCAUGGCCAUGAAACAGUUUUACCUUUAGGUAAUGCUCAGAUUGGGCUUGACAUGGUACAGUCUUCCAGAAGUCCGGAGUCAUCCCCUCUUCAGUCAGAGGUGGACACAGAGGUUGGACUUGUCAUCACGCUCGAUGAAGAGGGAACCCAAGAACGAGAGCAGCUGAGGAAAAAGAGUGGCGGAAAACUGAUGAAAGGUUUGCCAACAAAUGAUAACAAAGCAAUAUCAAAUAAUGAGAGAAAUGCUGAAGAAUCCAGUCAGGAUGAAGACAGUGAGGAAGAGUUCAGAAAACUGGACCGGGACUUAGCCAUCAAGUCAAAACAGCACAACCUUACUUCAGUCCAUGUGCGCAGUAUCAUACAUGAGGUGAUCACAAAUGAACAUGUAGUAGCCAUGAUGAAAGCUGCUAUCAGAGAGACCCAGGACAUGCCCAUGUUUGAACCCAAAAUGACACGGUCAAAGCUCAAAGAGGUUGUUGAGAAAGGGGUGGGAAUUCCUAAUUGGAAUAUCUCACCUAUUAAGAAAUCGAAAGAAAUAAAGCCUCCUCAGUUUGUGGACAUUCCUCUUGAGGAUGAGGAAGACUCUUCAGAUGAAGAGUAUUACCCUGAUGAGGAUGAAGAGGAUGAGACUGCAGAAGAGACUAUCCUCGAGAGUGAUAUGGAUAGCAUAGCAUCAUCACCACGUAUCAGUAGACCAGCUCGCUCUUGCACACCCAUAGAGCUCUCAGAGUGCGAGGAAGAAAGAGGCAGCAGUCCACGAAUGAAGCCAAGGCACUUAAAAGUAGAAGCAGUGCCUAUGGGCCCUCCUGCUCCACCCUCCCUAUCCGGUGUACCUUCUCGCUCCUCUAAGACUCUUGAUUCAUUUAUGGAAAAAUUGCACGCAGUAGAUGAAGAGCUGGAGCUCAGUCCCCUCUGCAUGGAGCCUUACCAGGCUAUGAGCAGUGGUGAGAAUACUAACGAAAGCUUGGUGGCAUGCCGGACACGAUCCAAGCGUCCGUUGAGGGAUGUCCCUUUAGACCAGCUGGAGGCCGAGCUUAAGGCUCCUGACAUUACACCGGACAUGUAUGAUUGCGUCUCCGCUCUGGAGGACAAAGAGUGGAGCCAGUGGCUGCAGAGCCUCAUGACAUCACACCCGGGCAACGAAGAAGAGGGUGAUGAAGAGGAUGAUGAUGAUCCUGAAUAUAACUUUCUUGAUGAUCUCGAUGAGCCUGAUUUAGAGGACUACCGCAACGACCGUGCAGUUCGUAUUACAAAGAGGGAGGUGAAUGAGCUCAUGGAGGAGCUGUUUGAGACGUUCCAGGAUGAGAUAGGAGUAAAUGAGGAUGAAGAUGCCCACGAGGAAGAUGAGGAGCAGGAAAAAGUGUCCUCACAAAGCACUGCUAAGUUCAAUGUCCCCCAAGCCAUUCGAUUUGAGGAGCCACUGGCCCACAUGUUGACCAUGUGCAGGCGUACAGUCCGUGAGCAGCUUGACCUUCUCCAGCAGCGUCGAGAACACCAGGGCCAACCUCACCAAAAUGUACCAGGACCGGCCAUGCUUCUAAUCCCUCCGCCUAGUACCUUGAUGGUGACCCCUACUCAGAAGCAGCAGCUGCAACAGCAGAUUCAACAGCAUGUCCAGUUGUUGACACAGGUGAACAUGCUGUGUAGUCAUGUUGAGGCACUGAAAAGCCAUGCAGCCACCACCAAACUAUUCUUGACCGAGUUGCAGUCGUUUGCAGAGCGGGCAGAGCAGAUGAGGGCAGUGGUUGAUCCUGGAUUUAGGAGUGCAUUCCGGGUGUGUAACCUACAGCCAUCUCUGGACCUGCUGGACGAGCUGGAGAAAAGACCCAUUCCUCAGUCCAAAACUACACUAUCACAUGCUGUGCACCGCUACCCGCUUCUGCCAGCUCACCUAGCCUGGUUGUUCGCCACUAGGUCAGCAUUCUUGUACCCAGAGUUACUACCCCACUGCAGUCUGGACCCUGCCCUCCAACCCCCACGCAGCAAGACUAUUUACACAAAAGGAGAGGAUGGUCUGAUUGUUUUGGGACUGAAGCAUUUCAGUGAGACUGAAUUCCCCUACCAUUUAAUGAGCCAGUAUCUCAUUCAGCCUAAGAGGCUGGAGCAGCUACGUGCCCGUGUGAAAGACAUGUGCUCAAGCAGGGCUACAGACAACAUCAUCAAGUUUUACUGUCAGCACCACGUGGUUCCUCGACUACCUGUGGCCUGCCAUCCAGUUGUCCCAGGGGAAGAGCGCCCACCUGUGGAAAGAGAGAAAAACAUCAUGCCAAAUUGGGUUUUGAAAAGUUUGCCAUACAUUUAUAAAUCAGUGUUUGAGAGGCCAUCAGAAGAGAGGACAUCAACAGGUAUGGGGACACCUCCUGGGUCACCUCCUGUCCCCACCUUUCCAGAGGGAACACGGUACCCAUCGUACCUCCCUAAAGGUUUAAAUCUGCAACUGCAUCCUUCAGCCAAGCGUCAAAGUUCUGCUCGACCAUCCAAGCCCCGUCCUCUACACGGUUUUGCUCGUCCUGCUUCCAAACCAUUAGCAAAGGCCCCUCUAUGCCCUGUUGGUACAGUUAAUUUACUGUCCCCAGUCCCAGCACCCCUCCCCUCUCAAGGAGUAAUACUUUUAACUCAGGCCCCAUUAAUUCCAGUGAAUGAGGCUCUUCCAGUGUCCCAGGUAACCACAACCCCUGCUCAUGGAACAGUACCAUUAAACUCUGUUGGUCCUGUGAACUUCCAAUAUAUUGUUCCACCGCCAGGCAGUGUUAAUCCCAUAGAGCCUUCUGCUAGUUUGCCCCCAGCUGCAGUUCAGAUACCUUCAACUCUUGCUGAAUCCUAUAAUAAGCAUGUCCCCACUAAUGGGAUUGGUAAUUGCAAAAAACGUUUGGAGACGAAAAUGGAAGUGCCAAGGAAAAAAAUCAUGCCCAGAAAUCUCCUGCCCAUGCAACCUCCCCCCUUUAAUCCAACCCAGCUACUCCCUCACAACCCAGUUAGUGUUAUUCUGGGCACAGCCCAAAAUGUUACAUCUGCUAACAGCCCUAAUGCUGCUCCAUCUAUGGUCAUCAUUCAACCUUCGUCCUUACUGGAUACUCCUUAUGUCCUUACAUCUCUAGAUUCGCAAGGAUCGGUCAAGUCCUCUACUACUCAACCAGUCAGUGGUCUCCCUUUCCCAGGAACAUUGUCCAGGCCACUGUUUGACAGACUGUCAAGCCCAGACACUAAUAAGGAGCCUGCAGACAGUGAGAUUCAACUAUUUGUGUCAAAUCACCAAACCGAUGUUUUGCCAGACACUGCAGUUAGAAGCAUAAGCACUACAAAUCUUAACUGUGGUUCAUUUGCGCCCAGAAUUGGAAGUAUUUGCGUUACCCCACAUAGCACCAGCCUGUCAGCUCACUCUGAUGUACCUGGAGUUAAUUCUCAGUUUGUUUUUCUUCAGGCAGCUUCACAGGCGGGUUCACCACAAUCCUUUCCAAUCCCCCAAACCAGUCUGAUCACAACUCAGCCUCCGUUGCAUUCUGCUAAAGGAGAAAGCAAAGUACCUCAGCAAAAAAAUACUACAUUAAAUGUUACAGAAGAUAAUUUAUCAGCUCUUACUGUUUCGCUGCCUUUGAAAGGUGCUAUAAGCCAAGCCCCAGCUGUACCCAGUACCAAUAUGUGUGGUGAUGAGAUGUGGCAGGAGGAUAUGGAGGCAGGAGCAAAGGUAGGUGGAGAAGAUAUGGCUAGUGCUUUAUUUGGAAACUCCCUUCUUAUGUUGCCCGAGUCCUCCUGUAUCCCAGGCUCCAGUUUGAGCAGUAUUAGCCAUAUGGACAGCAAUACCGAGACAUUACAUAAUGUGAUGGAGGAUAUUCCAAACACUGGAGAACAGCACAGCAGUCACUUCAGUAAGGAGAGUGGUGCCGGGAGCACUCAUGAUCCUGAUAAAUCAAACAAGAGUGAAGGACGAGUUAGCAGUACAGAUGAAGUACCAGGACUGUAUACCUUUACUUCUGGUGCUGGAAACAAGGAACCUCCUGGGGGAGGAGAGAGGUUGAACAAGGGAAAUGAUGGAGAGCAGGCAGAAGGGCAUCAGAAUGAGGGAAGCCGAGAUGGUGAAGAGAGAGAUGCAAAUGAUAAAGGUGAGAAUAGGGGAGAUGGAGAUGGUGGCAGAGGGAGGCAGGGGAAUGAAGAAGGGGAUAAAAAUGAUGAUGAGAAGGAUGGUGAUGGAGAGCGAGAAGAGGAAGAGGAGGAUUUUGAUGAGCUCACACAAGAUGAAGAUGAGGAGGAAGUGAUGUCAUCAGCAUCUGAAGAAUCUGUUCUCUCAGUGCCUGAAUUGCAGGAGACAAUGGAAAAGCUGACCUGGCUGGCAUCAGAGCGGCGGUUAUGUGGGGAAGGGGAUUCAGAGGAGGACAACUCUCCAAACUCUCCCACCUCCCCCACCUCACCAAUCUCUCAAAACUCUCAGGAGGAUAAUUCAGAAGAUGAGGAGGAUGGGGGAUUGAAGGGUGAAGAGCUAGAGCCCACAGAGGGAGAGGGAGGAAAACUCCCUGAAGAAGAUGCACCUCAGGAGGAUGACCCUCCACAGAACAGUGGAAAAGGAGCUGGACGUGGUAGAGGUCGUGGUCGCCCCCCACCCCGCAGUCUUAGGAAGAGCAGGCGACAGGAACGGGCCAGCAAGGACACUUCAAAACUCCUCCUGCUUUGUGAUGACCACAUCCUGGAUAAUGAUCCGAUGAGGGAGAGCAAGGACAUCGCUUAUGCACAGGCCUACCUGAACAGAGUGAAAGAGGCCCUGCAGGACACUCCAGGCAAGGUGGAGGAGUUCUUGAGUCUGCUUUAUGAGUUCGAGCAGGGAAGCGAGAGUCGUAGUGUUGUUGAACUUUUCUGUCAACUCAAACCUAUGCUUAAAGACUGUCCGGAGCUGUUGAGGGACUUUGCUGCUUUUCUUCUUCCAGAGCAGGCUCUGGAAUGUGGCCUGUUUGAGGAGCAGCAGGCUUUUGAGCGAAGCAGGAGGUUCCUAAGACAGCUGGAGAUCAGUUUUGGAGAAAACCCUACACACUACCAGAAGAUUGUGAAAGCUCUUCAGGCUGCAUCUGCCCCCACCCCUGCAGGAGUAGAAGAGCUUAAAGCACAGAUGGCCACCCUCCUUAAAGGUCACACACACCUUCAGGGAGAGUUCUCUGUAUUUUUUGAUAACCUCCGUCCACCACCAGCUCGUCCGGGGCAGUUUGAGGAAGCAACCUGGCCUGAAGAUGGAGGGAUCAUGACCGAAGGAGGUGAUGGAGUGAGUUUGGGGAGUGGUGGGUUUGAGGAAGUUACACUACCUGAUCUGGAGGAGGAAGAGGAAACACCUAAAAUUGCCCAAAUAACAGGAAAGAGCAGGAAAAGAAAAGAGCUAGGCACACACAGGAACUAUAAGCAGGCUUGUGAUUGGCCAGAGAAGCACUGCCCCUGUCACUGCCAUUUCUCUAGUCAUGAUGCGAAGCAUCGCAAACACAAGAGGAAAGUCUGCGCUUGCUGCCAUGUCAUCAAGGACACUGAUGGCUCAAAGUCAUUGAAGACAGGUGAACAUGCAUUCGCCACAGCAGACCCUCUACCUGAGAAGCAGGAAGAAAGGGAGGAAUCUGAGAAAGGAGUAGAGGAAGAUAAAGAGAAAGAGACAGAAGUUGAGAAAGAUGAGUCUGGUAGUGGUGCAAACAGUCCACAUCAUGGUCCAGAAGGCCAAGCAUGGGAGUGCAUUGACGCAGAUCCUUUAGCCAACCCUGACGAAAGGGAGGAUGAGGAGGUGGAAGAAGAGGAGGAAGAGGAAUGGAAGGAAGGAGAGCAGGAACACUGUUCCUCUCCUAGUAAGUCUAUCAGGGAAGAUGAUGUUCCAUCUGCUGCAUACCCAAAUACUUUACUUCCUCAGUCAGAAGAAAGGGAGACGUCACAGCAGAUCUGGCAGAGUCCCUCGUCUGACACACCUGUCUGUGCCAAGAACAUCUCCCUUACUCCCAGUGGAGAGAAAGUUGUCCUCUGGACCAGAGAGGCAGAUCGGGUCAUUUUAACAGCUUGUCAGCAGCAGGGGGCCAAUCAAAGCACCUUCCAAUCUGUGUCAGCACAACUUGGCAACAAAACUGCCAGUGAGGUUUCUAAGAGGUUCCGGGACCUGAUGCGUCUGUUUCAUACUUCAGCUCGGCAAGCCAGCUCAGAUGAGGAGGCCACUGAACAGCAAUCAGCUACUGACGAGGAGCAAGACUGAAACUUCUCUGAGAAUGGGCUUACACUCUUUACAGACCAGCUAAAAACAUUUGAGCUACAAAUGUAGACAGCAUAACUACAAUAACCACGGGAACAGAAUGAGCUAUUGGAAUCACAUAUUGAACUUACAUAGUUGAAUCAAUUAGGCAAAUCUAAUGUCAACCUGAUUUCACAUCAGGGAUGUGGUUUAUAGCAGUAUUGAAAAUGAACAUGCUGGGGCUACUAAUUUAUCACCAGCUUAUGAAUUGAGAAUGGCAGCUACUUGUUUCAUUACAAGACUUUUUUCCAUUUAUGUUUUAUGUUUGCUUCGCAAUGGACAAAUUGUAUAUACCUGUAUUAUAAAUAUAAGAUGGGCAUGUCCCUAAUAUGUACAGUAUUUUUACACAAGAUUUUUCCCCCUUGUCUUUAAGGUUUUGAUUAAAAGAAAAUAGGAAAUCUGCUUGCUUAUGGCACAUUAAUUAAAUGAUUCUCUGUUUAAAAAACACAUUUUCUGUCAACACAACAGGAGUAAA